AUGGCAGAGGAGGAAGGUAGUAUGGAUGAGGAGGAUGUGUUCCUGGCUUUUGCCCAGGGUCCUUCUCCUCCCAGGGGUCCUCUUUGUCAGGCCUUGGACAAGGCCCUCUUUAUCUUCCUGGGCCUGACACUACUGAUGCUGGAUGCUCUUUCUAAGCUGCUGUGUUCUCUACCAUGGGCAAAGUUUGGGGACUGGCUCCUGGGAACACCUCAGAAUGAGGAGGAGCUGGAAUUGUGA
Pteronotus mesoamericanus is the source of this 237-nucleotide messenger RNA. It is a transcript of the gene SMIM40, whose product is annotated as small integral membrane protein 40. The record is from RefSeq and is a predicted model, not a curated record. Lineage: Eukaryota; Metazoa; Chordata; Mammalia; Chiroptera; Mormoopidae.